UUCGCGCCGUUCCCACGGCCCACGGGAGGGGGAAAAAAUAUCGGAAACCCACAACUCCAACGCCGGGAACUCGGGAUUCGGAAAUCCUUCUCCUUCUCCUUCUCCUUCUCCUUCUCCGCCUCCUCUAGCUCGAGACCGCAACCGCCUCCGCCUUCUCUUUCUGCGACUUGACGCUUGCCUCAUCUUCCUCGCGUCCCCGGCGACGGAAUCGCUCCGCGGAAGUGAGCAAGUCCUUACUUACUUCUAAACCCUAGCGGCGGCAUCUCGCCGUCGUCUCCCGGUCCUCACGCAAGCAGCCGGCGGCUGCUGCUCGAUUGAAGUACCUCGUGCCCGCUCUGUGGCUCCGUCGCGUGGGCCUUGGCGACCCUGGACCACUGCGGAGGCGGCCUCCGCCGGCGUUGGUCGCCACCGGGACCGUCGUGGUCUGCUUUUGGUUAUUCUGUGGCACCGUAUAUCCACGAGAAUAAAAGCUAAUUGGGCCAAUCUCCUCCGGAUACUCUAGGUUUCCGGCGGGCUGAGGCCCUGCAAUUCUCGACCCAAACAAGCCCUAAUUGGGCCGAUCCCCAUUUAUACUCGUUUCCCGCGGCUCAAGCCCUAGGAAGUGCUCUCUCUGCUCCCUUCGCCGGCGAUGGCGGCGCCGGCGGAGGCGACGGGGGCGCCACCCCCGACUGAAAGAGAGGAGGUUAAGGACGGCGUCGAAGUCUGCCUGUUUGAAGAAUCACCAGAUGCCUUCUCCAGAGCGGUGCGCGCCAUCUCGGAGCUCACCGCUGGAGAGCCCGAGCCGGACUUUCCCGACGCUGAAGUCGAGCGGCUCGCUUCCUCAAUAACUUUCCUCAGAGAAUGGAGGCACUUCUCCUAUGAGCCAAAAGGUAUUAGUUUCACUUGCAAGGCCAGAUCAGCUCCAUCCAGAGUAGACUCACACAAGAUAAACUUACCACAGUUCUCGUCUGCAUCUGUUCCCCAGAUCACACACCUAGACGAUGGGAAUUCUAAAACAGACAGCUCAGAUUUUGUUUUAUUUGCUGGGGGCAACGUUUGGGCAUUGGACUGGUGCCCAAGGUUGUGUGACAGGCCUACAAACUGUGAGUAUCUUGCUGUUGCUGCUCACCCUCCUGGUUCUUCUUACCAUAAAAUUGGUAUGCCAUUAAUUGGGAGAGGUAUAAUUCAAGUUUGGUGUCUCCUAGCACCGUCUGAAGAGGAUCAUCAGCCAUCUAUUGCACUCAAUAAAAACAAUUCAUCCAAUCCACCAAGACCAAGAGGAAGGCCAAGAAAGACUAGCACAACUUCUGAUGAUCACUUGGAACCAAGUCUGAAAAGACCAAGGGGCAGACCAAGAAAAUAUCCACUGACAAUUGCCAAAGUGAAAGAUUCAUCCCAAAACGAUAGAAGUCAAGAUUUUGGUCUUACUGAUCCUCUUGUCAGUUCAGCAGUUAAUUUGUGUGAUGCUGUAGUAGCUUGUGCCAUGCCAACCGUUAAGUCUGUGGAACCAACUCCAAGAAGAGGUAGAGGGCGACCUAGGAAAAAACCAGUUGAGAAAAAAGGUUUGUCUGGCACUGAACUAACAGAAGAUAUGUCUACAGCUUUAAUCUGUACAGAGCCAAAGAGAAAAAGGGGAAGACCCCGAAAGUAUCCAGCUCCAAUCAACAGCAAACAUCUUCCAGGCACUGAUAAUGAAUUAGGAAAUGACACCGUCUCUCUACCUGGUUCAAUUGAUUGUAGUUUGGGCCCCACUGAAACAACAGGGUCUGGUGCUAAUUUAACCCCUGUUGCAGUUGAUGCAGCCUUCCCAGUUCCAUCUUCAUCUAGUGCUAUUUGUGAUAGAAAGUCAGGUCAGAGGGGUAGACAACAGCCUGAAAAGGAAGUAAGUCAUGGUGCACCUUGCUGGGAAACCAUAACAAAUGAUCCAAAUUCUAUGCCAUCUGGACAUCCUGAUGUAGGAUCCAUGUUGCCUACAUAUAUUUUAUCUAAUUCAAGCAGCAAGAGUGAAUCAGGUGGUACAAGAGUGAGGGGACAACCUAGGAAUAAACUAUUUCCAAGUACAACCAGCUGUUUAUUUGCUACUGGCAUGAAGACCCCAAAGCAAGCUUCUAUUCUGACCAAUUCAGACAAUCUCAUCGUCUUGGCCAAGAGUGAUGGUGAUGUUAUAUCAGAUGAUAUGGGCAUAUGCCUUGCAAAAUGCAAGGACGAAUCGUGUGCCAAAAGGGGUAGAGGCAGACCUAAAAAGAAGCAAAUUUUAACCAGAUGCACUUCUACAGAAUGUAAUGACGAAGAGCAAAAAAUUACAAUUCCCGAGUCAAGCUACAAUGCAGCCUUAGUUGGAAAUUGCAAGAAAGAAUCAUGUCCCAGAAAGAGUAGAUUGAAAGAUAAAAAGAAAUCUGCUUUUGAUGAACACAGUUCACUGGCUUUUAGUGUUGAAGCACAGAAGAUGAACAUAUCUUCUGCAUCAAUCAUGUCAAGCAGUUGCUUGGCCUUGAUAGGAUCAUGUGUAAAUGAAGAUACAUCUAAUGAGGUUGGUUUGAUUGGAUAUAAGAGUGGACCUGUUGGAUGUGACAUCAUGAAAAUGCGUGAAAUCAAUACUUUUGAAAGUGCACAGGCAAAUCAGGCUGUAUCUGUUCCUUUUGAAAAUGGUGCUCCAAUUAUUGAAGGACUGGAAGAUACAGAGGUGACUCCACUCAAAGAAUCAACUAAAGUAAAUAAUAUGAUUUGUUCUGCAGAAAAGAUCAUUUCUCCUGUCCCAAAAGACGUCUCUCUACCAAGGGUUGUCUUAUGUUUAGCCCAUAAUGGAAAAGUUGCUUGGGACAUCAAAUGGAAACCUCCUUUAGCAAAUCAGUCGGAACAGAAAUCUCGUUUGGGUUUUCUGGCGGUACUCUUGGGGAAUGGCUCGAUUGAAGUAUGGGAAGUUCCUUCUCCAAGCAUGAUUCAGAAAAUUUAUUCCUCUUCUUUAAAGGAGGGUACUGACCCUCGUUUUUUAAAGUUGCAGCCUGUGUUUAGCUGUGCCAAAGUAAAGUGUGGGAACAGACAAAGCAUUCCCUUGACAGUUGAUUGGUCACCCUCUCAUGACAUGAUAUUGGCGGGAUGUCAUGAUGGAACGGUUGCUUUAUGGAAGUUCUCGACAAACUUGUCAUUUGAAGGUUCAAAACCUUUUAUGUGUGUAACUGCUGAAUCUGCUCCCAUCAGAACCGUGUCAUGGGCACCAUCUAUGAGCGAGGAAAAUGUGAAUACCUUUGUCACUGCUGGAGAGGAUGGUCUGAAAUUCUGGGAUUUAAGAGAUCCAUAUCGUCCUCUUUGGGAGUUAACUACUGCUCCAAGGGCUGUAUUAAGUCUUCAAUGGUUGAAGGAUGCGAGAGGUAUUGUCAUAUCAUUGGAAGAUGGCACAUUGAAAUUCCUUAGCUUAUCAAGAACUGCAAAUGAUGUUUCUGUUACUGGAAGGCCAUUUGCUGGAACUAAAACUCAGGGUGUUUCUACCUAUCAAUUGUCUGAAUAUUUGAUCUGGAGUGUCCAUGCCUCAGAAAUUACAGGCUAUGCAGCUUAUUGUGUGGCAGAUGGAACUGCUGUUUUCUUUGAGCUUACUCCGAGAUUCUGGGAAAAGGAACCUGGGAGGAACCGUGUACCAUAUUUUCUUUGUGGUUCAUUAACAGAGGUGGGAACAACCAUUAAAAUUGAUAUCACAUCACAGAACUCUCCUUUGUCAAAUGUUCCUCUGGGGGGCAAAAGGGCUGCCAAAACUUGCAAAGAUGUAGGGAAACUUCUUACCUACUCAGAGUACAAUUGUACUAUAAACUCGGAUGUCAAAUAUGGUCAACAAGAUGUACCUGAUAAAGGAAAAGAAACUGAUGCUGCAGUUUUAGCUCCUUCAAUGCAAGAGAAUAUCGGCGCAAGCACCAGCAGGGGUAGUGAAUCCCCUGAAAGUUUUGAGGUCUUUCCUCCUAAAGCUGUAGCAUUGCAUCGAUUGAGAUGGAACAUGAAUAAGGGUAGCGAGAGAUGGUUAUGCUAUGGGGGGGCUGCAGGCAUUGUCCGAUGUCAGAGGAUCUAAGAAACAAGAGCACAAUCGAGAAAUUCUCCUUGCAUAUCAGGAUAAUUUGUGUGUGUCCAUCUACACAGUAAACCGCUGCAUGCUUUGAUUAUCUUUGGAAUACCUGACAGAGCUGAGGUUCCCUGCGUUUUCGGAGCAGCAAUUCAUAAUGUCCUGGUUUGAAAAUAGAAGAUAUUGUCACCCCAUGUGAUUAUUUCUGGGUAUUAGUCUGAAAUAAGUGCAAUAAGUGCAGGUUGGCCAUCCAACUUUGCUAGAUCUCAUGUAAUUGUAAUUGAUUGUUAGUCUUAUUCAUUUCCUGUAACAUAUGUAUGAUUGCAUAUAUCAUUGCUAAAGUGAAAACUGCACGAUAUUAGGCUGAUUACGAAAUUAAUCUGGUGGAAUUUCAUACAUCACUGUUUUUUGGAAGUCAUACCGCCUUGUUGCGUCAUACUUAUAUGUAUCCUUUUAAGGGUGGUUGAGUUGUUAGGCUGUCAAAGCUCAUUCAAACAUAUCAUCAGAAAUUUGUU
This is a messenger RNA of Oryza brachyantha (malo sina), 4539 nucleotides long. RefSeq lists its product as uncharacterized. Gene Ontology annotation, molecular function: DNA binding; protein binding. The record is from RefSeq and is a predicted model, not a curated record. The transcript has 16 exons. The coding region runs from base 629 to 4033 and encodes 1134 amino acids. Gene Ontology annotation, biological process: transcription by RNA polymerase III. Lineage: Eukaryota; Viridiplantae; Streptophyta; Magnoliopsida; Poales; Poaceae. Gene Ontology annotation, cellular component: transcription factor TFIIIC complex.